CGGAAGGACAGACAGACAGACAGACGGGCGGAGCGGCCGGCGGGGCCCAGCGGCACCGGAGCCCCGGCCCGGCGGGCACAGAAAAUGCUCUGAAGGUGACCUGGACAGCACCUGCUGGAACUAAAGCUGCCCAAAGCAAGUCCUCGUGCAGCCAGGGCGUGUUUGUGGUGAGCAGGGCAGCCGUGCAAGGCAUGGGCUCGGAGAACAGUGCUCUGAAGAGCUACAGCCUGGAGGAGCCGCCGCUGACGCUGCCCAGCGGGCACAGCAUCCACCCGGCCGUGCUGCAGGAUGGCAAACGCGCCUCUGUGUUCGUGUACAAGAGGGACAGCCAGGACAAGGUGGACAAAGCUGCCAAGCACCUGAAAACCCUGCGCCACCCCUGCCUCCUGCGCUUCCUGUCCUGCACCGUGGAGGCCAACGGGAUCCACCUGGUCACUGAGCGGGUGAAGCCCCUGGAGAUGGUCCUGGAGACUCUCUCUGCUGCAGAAAUCUGUGCAGGCAUCUACGAUGUGCUGCUGGCACUCAUCUUCCUCCACGACAGGGGAAACCUAACUCAUAACAACGUCUGCUUGUCAUCUGUGUUUGUGAGUGAGGACGGGCACUGGAAGCUGGGAGGAAUGGAAACAGUCUGUAAAUUCAGUGAAGCCACCCCAGAGUUCCUGUGCCACGUGAGGUCGGUGCGAGAGCAGUCGUGCAUCCCCUGCGAGGAGAUGUCUGCAGACUUCAAAAUGCUGCCCAGCAGCUACGGGCACGCGAGGGACGCCUACGCCUUUGGGACAACAGUGGAGAAUCUCCUGACAGUUCUCCAUGAUCAGGUUUCAGCAGAUAUUCUCUCCAGCUUUCAGCAAACCUUGCACCGUACACUGCUGAAUCCAGACCCAAAGUGUCGCCCACCACUGUCCAGCCUGUUGUCUCACGAGUUCUUCAGGAAUGAUUUUCUGGAAGUUGUGAAUUUUCUGAAGACCUUGACGCUAAAGUCUGAGGAGGAGAAAACUGAAUUUUUCAAAUUCCUGCUGGACAGGGUGGCUGGAUUGUCAGAGGAGCUGAUAGCAUCACGGCUGGUGCCUCUCCUGCUCAAUCAGCUCGUGUUUGCAGAACCUGUAGCUGUCAAGAGUUUUCUUCCUCAUCUGCUGGGCCCAAAGAAAGAGCAAAGUGGGGAGAGCCAGCCCAGCUGCCUUCUGUCACCAGCCCUGUUCCAGGCCCACGUCAUCCCUGUGCUGCUGAAGCUCUUUGAGGUGCACGAGGAGCACGUGAGGAUGGUGCUGCUGUCUCACAUCCACGCCUAUGCCGAGCUCUUCUCUCGGGAGGAGCUGAAGAACAUCAUCCUGCCCCAGGUGUUGCUGGGCCUGAGGGACACCAGUGACUCCAUCGUGGCCAUAACCCUGCACAGCCUGGCUGUCCUCGUCUCCCUGCUUGGGCCUGAAGUGGUUGUGGGUGGAGAAAGAACAAAGAUCUUCAAAAGCUCUGCACCAAGUUUCAUGAAAACUGCUGAUCUCUCCCCAGAAGGUUCCCCCAGUCAUGGAGUGAUCAAUCAGAGAAACCAAACCUCUCAGCCCCUGAAGAGCAAUCCCAGCUCUGCAAAUGCACCUGGCAAAAAGCUUCCUGUGCAACAGGACAGUCCCCUGGCUUCACAGACAGGUGAGCAAGGCACUGAGCCCCCCCUGAAUGGAAUUCCUGGAAGCAUGAAUACCCUGGGGAGCAGCAGGAGCUCUCUGACUACCUCAGAAAAGCCAGCAGAGGAGUGGCCAGACUGGAGUGAGCCAGAGGAGACAGACACUGAGAAAACUGUGAACAUCCAGAUCCAGCCCCAGGAGCUGCAGGGCAGCACAGGACCUUACUUUGCUGAUCAUGAUGUGGAUGAGAAGCCUUGGGAUGACUUUGAACCCAGGAGCCCUAGUCACAAACUGUCCUCAGGAACCUGCCCCACUGUGACACAAGCUGGUGCAGCUGAAAGGCCUCUGCCAGGAACCCAGCAGCUGAGCAAAGAAUUCCAAAGCCUCAGACUGAGUCCCCCCACAAAGCCUUGCCAUGGGAACAGCUGGAGCAAUGACAAGUGGGACCAUGAGGAACAAGUGGGAGAAACUGUGGUGCCAAAAACCUUUCAGGAAAGGCUGAAGUCUUCAUCAGAGUCUGGCCUGGGAGAAGAAUUCACCAUCAAAGUGAAGAGGAAACCAGUGCAAGACCCAGAGCUGGACUGGUUUGCUGACAUGAUCCCAGACAUUAAACCUUCUUCCUCCCUCUUGAUUUUACCUGAGGCAAGGACAGAAGCAGUUAUUCCCACCCACUCAGGUGGGCUGUCCAGCAGAGAAGGGGCCUCCCAGACUGUGCUGUUCUCAUCCAAAUUUGCAGCAGCUGAUGUGAUGGAGGCUGAAGCUACAGGCUGGGGUGAAGAAGAGGAGUUGAACUGGGAAGAUGACACAAACUGGUAAUAGUUCUGAAGGAGACCAAGGUGAUUGAUGGUGUGUUGGAUCCUGUGACAGGAGCUGCUGCUUCCCCAGUACAAUGGAUAAUAAAGUACCUCAGCACUGCUUUUGCCACAAGGCAGGCACUUGCUGCACAGCCACACGAUCCUGUGGGGCCUGAGCUCUUGCCAGGGCUGCUCCUUCCCAGUCUGUGCCAAAAGCUGCAGGGGUGAGCCUGCACUCCAGCAAUAUGCCCAGCUGUGGUGCUGCCCCUGCUCCCAGAGACAGGACAGCUGAUGGUGCUGAUGUGCUACUGCAGGCCAAGAGUGGUGGGUGGAGGAGAUUGGUCCAGAACUCACCCCUUCCCUGAAAAACUGCUGACAAUAAAUGAAAGUCACACUGAGUUUCUUGGUUAAUGUGCCUUUUUCCUUUGGUUUUCCUGUUUGGUUUCUUUUCCCUUUCCCAAAAAAAUAAAGCCCUUAGAAAUGGCUCCUUUUAACUUUUCAGCUAAGAGAUGAUUUUAAGAUGAAUGUACAGUUUAUUCAACUUAUUUAUUUCUGUUUGUAUAGUUCUGUCAAUGGAUGGCACCAGAGGUGCUGGGAACCAUUCAGUGACCAACCAGAAACUGCUUAAGCACCAUGUUCUUUCUGCUCUUAACUGUAAAGAACAAUAAAGAUUAUUUUUAAAUUA
This is a messenger RNA of Zonotrichia albicollis (white-throated sparrow), 3092 nucleotides long. It is a transcript of the gene SCYL3, whose product is annotated as SCY1 like pseudokinase 3. NCBI's taxonomy places the organism in Eukaryota, Metazoa, Chordata, Aves, Passeriformes, Passerellidae. Gene Ontology annotation, molecular function: ATP binding; protein kinase activity. The record is from RefSeq and is a predicted model, not a curated record. Gene Ontology annotation, biological process: protein phosphorylation.